GUGAAGGGGGGAGGACAGAGAAGAGGUGUAGGAGGGGACGAGCAAAGGUAUACAGUCAGGCACGUAAAGUAGCUAUUUUACAUUCUUUGAUUUUGACAGCUCUUCUACGGACAUAGGGACAUACGGACUAAACUCGCUGACAGAUUCGGGAGAUUUUCCACGCAGGGACGCGCUGACUGAAGCGAGGAGAACUCAAUUUUAUUCAGCACAGCUGGGCCUGAGCUGAUCUGUCAGCCUUGUGUAGGUUCACCCCCCCAAGUGUCCUCUGGAUAUCAGCUGACCAUGAGGAUCUGAACGGAGGCAGCGCAGGGAGAAAGCCUGGCACAGUGUGUGUUCACUCUAACACAGCGAGGCUCGACUAAGAGAGGAGCAGACACCGAGCGGAGCAAAAAGAAAGUCGCUUGCUAAAAGACAAAAUGUCUCAAAACAGAGAACUAGUGGUUUUCUACAUAACCUAUAAAUUCUCUCAGAGAAAUUAUCCUCUUAAUCACAUGGAACUCUUAGAGCCUCCAAACAGGACUGAUGGGGCGGGGGCAGGGUCGGGUGAGGAACAGCAGGUAGCGACGCACGCCAACGGGACUUUUAACGGCACGAGUCCUGGAACCCCCCCAGCGUCCCCACACCGGCAGCAGCAACAACGGUUACCAGCAACGACGAAUCUGGACGCGGUGAAGGAGGCCCUCCGGGACUCGGCCAACGAGUUUGAGCUGCGAUAUGCCAGCGCCUUCAGCGAUCUGCACAACCAGCUGCACAUCACGCCGGCCACAACCCACCAGAGCUUUGAGAACGUGAUGGACGAGGUGUUCCGGGACGGAGUCAACUGGGGCCGCAUCGUGGGGCUCUUUGCUUUCGGCGGGGCGCUGUGUGUCGAGUGCGUGGAGAAGGAGAUGAGUCCCCUCGUUGGCAGGAUCAUAGAGUGGAUGACUGUCUACCUGGACAACCGAAUUCAACCUUGGAUCGAGAGCCAAGGAGGAUGGGAGCGCUUCUCUGAAAUCUUUGGGCAGGAUGCGGCGGGAGAGAUCAGGAGGUCUCAGGAGAGUUUCAAAAAGUGGCUGCUGGCGGGGAUGACGCUGGUGACCGGGGUCGUGGUGGGCUCACUCAUCGCCCAGAAACGCCUGUAGAGAAACACAACAAACCCUUUCUAACUGUCUUCUCCUUCCUUCAUCACCCUCAACUUAAGGCCCACACAAGUUCAAAUGAAGGUCCUGUUUGUCUCGUCAGAACUGCUGAUGAUGUUUACUUCUUUUCCCCAUCACAGCCCUCACAGUGGACAAAGAAUCCUCACAUGUUGUCGAACUUUUGAGAAAAAGACAGAGGAGGAAGAGUAACUUGUAUUCAUAUGUUCUCCUUAUUCCACCCUGAUGAAAAAAAAAGCGUGCUAAUACAGAGACGGACAAGUCAUUCUUUCCCUUACAGAACUAGUUAGUUCUUUUAGUCCUUUCUCCACUGGUUCCUGUGUUAUCUUUCUUUAUGUAUGUAUGUUUAGUUUUAACAAAUUUUGGUUGUCCAUUUUUGUUUUUUAAAGAUAAUUAAAGUGUUUCCAGUCUUUACCGUUAACCCCAAACUGUCUGAUGUAAAGAGUCACUGGCAGUCGGGCCAAGAGUGCCCGACGUGUCUCGUCCUGGAGCUCGUUUUGUCGCUCGUCCUCACAGACGGCUCUACCACAGCUUUGUGUGUGCCAUAGGGGAAGUGAAGGCAGGAGAGGUUGUAGCACCUGCCUCUGAACCGCUUCUGUAGUUCUCGUUUCCUGCCUGCCAUCCUGAUCAACAGCAAAUACAGCACAACACAUCAUGAUCCAUGCUCCAUACUCUAAUCCCCCCCAGCCCUGGUCUUUCAUUAGUGUUGUUUUUGUAUGAAAGGUAAAAAGGUGUCGAACUGAUUUUUAGUUUACAAGAAGGUUGAUGCUGGAAUGUAAGCCCAGAUUUGGGAAGCUCUCACAAGAUUUGUUCCUGUAUGGUGCGUCAGGGUAACAGAGUUCAUGCAGAGACCGGAUUUAGAGUUCAGCUUGAAGCCAAAUGUAACAUUCUGAUAUUAUCUGAAUACUACAUUUAUUUGUUUUUUUUCCUUAAACCUGAACAAGUACGUUUGGUGCUCAAACCAAACCAAUGUCUGUUUCCCAAUGUUCAUCGUGUGUGUGAGAUGUUUUAAGAUGAUUGCAGUUUGGUUAGGUUUAGGAAAAGAUGAUAGGUUGAGCUGAAAUAAUGCUUCAAUGUUGAUUUUUUUUGUUUUGUUUUGUUUCACCUGGGACUCCUGGGUUAAAGAGAACAAGGAAAAUUCUUAGCAUGUGAGAUCAAAUCUAGAGUUACAUUCUAGAUACAACCUCAUAAAAAAGUGAAAGUCUUAAAGUCAAAACAUCAUGGAAGAUUCACUCAUUUGCUCUUUUGUGUUUGUUGGUUUCCUGGUUUAGGAUUUGUGACUAUUAUAAAAAAAAAAAAGCCUCCUUGUGAUUCAUGGUCAUAUUUGGCCUUUAUUUAAUUUUGAUUGUGUUUCGUCAUUUUGUGUGAGAAGUUCAAAUAAUUCAAGUAACUGCGGCUCAUAGCAGGACACCAAGGGUUGGACCUUUAAUGUGGCCUGGUUACAUGACAUAUGUGAGCAUUUAGCUUUUAGCAUGUACAUCACACCCCCCUCCCCCUCUUGUUCCGACAGAUUUUAGUCUAGCCUUCAAGUGCGGCCAAUCAUCGACUGAAUGUUAGAUAUAACAUUCGGUCGGUUUAACUUGAUCCCGGCAUGUUUGUGACAUCCUGAAUCUGCCAUCGCAUCACUAUUAAAAGAAAAACUUGAUGGUAGUGAACCUUUAGAAAGUCUUGAAUACUAAAUCAUGUCAUUGCCAGAUGUCCUUUAAAUAUGUUGAACUAUAGAAGCUAUGUUGAAACUAGCUAGUCAGCCUCAUACUACAUCACACGCGUCAUUGCUCUGAUUGGUUGUAGCGCAGAGUUAAAUUGGUUUGUGUGCGCUGAAAAUGCCCCUUAGGAAGGAAAAAAGAACUGAGCAGUCCUGGACUAAUACCUACUUGGUUGCUGGGCUGGCUGUGCUAUGCUAUGUUUUCUACACGGUAGCUGAAGAAUGCAGCAAACACUGUAGCAACACACACACACAGACACACACACAUUAGAAGAAGCAGAACCUCCGAGGCUCUUUAGUCUUAAAUGUCCUAAAGGUUCAAAAUUACGAUGAGAGUUUACACGUUAUUUUAACAACCCCUAUUCAGCAUGUAUACAUAUAAACAUAUUACACUGAUCUAUGAUAGCUGUAGACAGGUUCUUUAAGGACCAAUAUGGAGAUAUCAGAUUUGAUUAAAUCUGCAUUCUUUUUCAGCCCAUAUUUCUUUUCCAUAAACAUGAAGCAGAAAAGAAACAAUCUUCUUAUGGAACCUUUACAUUUUUAGAAAAGAUCACCUCGUUUGUGUUUUUCAUUCGAGCUCUGUAACACAGACACCGUUGAAUUACAAACUUAGUUUAGCAUGUCUGUCGGGCACUUUCUUGUCACUUGUCCGUUGUUGCUUUUUUUCAUGAUCUGCUCAUGCUCAAGUUGCAGAUUCAUUCUGAAAAUCGCAACAAAAAAAAACUACACAUAUCCUAAUAUUGGUUCGCUGUAAUGUGUAAACACUAUUAUUUUUGUCAUUUCUUGAUCUGGAAACGUGGUGAUAGAUUAUUUAACUGCAACAAUUGAAAAAAAAAAACAGCAACCCUCAUGUAAAAAUGACAAA
Labrus bergylta (ballan wrasse) is the source of this 3706-nucleotide messenger RNA. RefSeq names its product BCL2 like 1 (gene bcl2l1). The record is from RefSeq and is a predicted model, not a curated record. Gene Ontology annotation, cellular component: mitochondrial outer membrane. NCBI's taxonomy places the organism in Eukaryota, Metazoa, Chordata, Actinopteri, Labriformes, Labridae. Gene Ontology annotation, molecular function: protein homodimerization activity; protein heterodimerization activity. Gene Ontology annotation, biological process: extrinsic apoptotic signaling pathway in absence of ligand; intrinsic apoptotic signaling pathway in response to DNA damage; negative regulation of intrinsic apoptotic signaling pathway.